This is a messenger RNA of Amoebophrya sp. A120, 4355 nucleotides long. Lineage: Eukaryota; Dinophyceae; Syndiniales; Amoebophryaceae. The record is from the annotation of a GenBank genome assembly.
AUGAUGAAACGGCGUCGGAUAUUGAGAGGAAAAAUCCCCUUGCCCCAUAUCGAAAAGGUACGUUUCCGAAAAUUUGUGUUGCUGAUUUGAAACCACAAAUAACGUCUGUCUUGCAAGAAGAUAAGCGCAGAGGCUUUCGCGCCAUGAUGGAAGCGAUUUAGCAUGCUGUUGGGCCUAGGGGGCGGCCGUUUUUAAUGCUAAGCUACUAGAUCCAGACGCCCCUACCUAGGCUGAGGGUCUGGCUGCGAUGCCGUAUUGCAAGGCAGCGCGCAUUUGUGUCCGGAAAUCCAGCAUCAGAGACUUCGUCUCGAUAUGGGGAGGGGGGAUUUUUCCUUCUGAUAUCGGAUCAUGAUACAACUAGCUGUUCCGGCGCGACGAGUACUGGUAUUAAAGAAGGAAAAAUUGUCUGCUUCGGAGAACUGGGGGCAUCAGAUCCGGAUAGUAGCGGAAAUGGAUCAUCUUCACGCCAGCAUAAGACCGCAAUCAAAAAUACACAACCGCAGGGCGCUGCCGCAAGUGCUUCUACUUCAAAGGGUCGUGCUGUAGAAGUCGCGGAGUUCUCGUCGGCCGAGGAAGAUAACGAGUCCCCGACAAUGAGAACAAAAACAAAAGGAAACAACAGCUCGAGGGAAGAAGAAAACAAGAAAGCAGGAGUUCUUGUUUCACCGCGGCCCAAGAGGACGUUGCUAGAAGAUGUGACCGACCACGACGACGAGACUGGUGGCUCUUCGAACGGUACUAAGCUCCUGCACAAGAAGAAGAUUAUUGUAACCGGAGAAGAACAAAAGAAGCAUAACACCUCCGUAGAAGGAGCUCAUGCUGGUGACGUAGUACAGCCCGCAUCUACUGCUCCUGUCCCUGCUGAUGCGCUCCUGCAGGAAGGCAUCAUUUCUUCGACAACAACGAAUCGAAUUCAUCUCGCAAUGAAUGAUGCACAUCAUGAUCAAACUGCAUCAACAAGUCAACAGCACCUCCAGCAGCUUGAAAAGAAACCGCAAGAGGAACAAUACCAGCUGCAACUUGCAGACCGCGCAUUUUCAAAACAACAUAAAUCAUCCUCUAGAAGAAGUAGCCAGCCCCUGCUGACGCUCUUUGUUACGGAAGAGGUCGCUCGCCAGCGGCUGGAGGUGGAAGAAUCGCUGAAACAGCAGCGGUAUGCAUUGCAAGAGUAAAUGUAAAUCGUGCUAGUAGAAAUCGCAUGACAAAUUGCAUCCUCAGCGAAAACAUGGGGAUUUGCCUAUGUACAAGAUUUAAGUAGAUUAGUAAUGCAUGACUGCGAUUGCUGGGUAUUAUGGCUAUGGAGUGCGAUAGUACUUUUGCAACGCAUAAGCCGAAAGAAUUGGAGGAAGCGCGGCAGCAGAUUUUGCAGAACCAAAUUGCCUGGCUACUAGACCAGGAACGGCAGUGGAAGAAAAGUAAGCGAAUGAACGGCGCGUCCGAACACGUGUCGACGAGCAAACCAGUGGUAGAAGAUCCUUGCACUCGUAAUUCAUCGUCCAGCAGGAGUUGUAGUUCUACUGGCAAGAAUAUUUCUAGAGCCACUAAAACAUCUACGACUACAAGCAGCAACAUCCAGCCGUACAAGAAGGCACCAGACCACCCAGCAGAACUACGGGACGAGAACAGAAGUAAAGACUACAGAUCGUGGACGAGUUCUGGUGUUGUCGAGGAUAGUAUUAGCAGCAGUCGUCCGUUUAAGCCGGGACGAGGAGCAGACCCCGACGAAGAAGAGCAGCAUGCAGGGGGGCACUACCAGCAGCCAGGGGGUGAUGCAGAAAAUAAAUUCGUUCCCACGGCGAGAACAACCGGAGAGGACAAGAACGGCGGUGAAGAACAUCAUGAUCAAGAGGGCGACGACGAAGACGAGAUUGUCGAGGUAGAGGUUCGCUACCGGCAUUUUCACCACCACUACCACGUCCAUCAUGUCGAGCAAACCGAAAAUAAAAACUUUUCUUGUUCAUCAAACAGCAGAAGUUCGAAAAAUUAUUACGGAGAGAACACAUCAUACGACGCAGCUCAACUGGAGUUACAGGAGAACAAGCGGCGCGUGAAGCGGAUGAUGGAGCACCAACUCUCACCCAUUUUCGAACACACGAAGUUUCUUGUGUUCCAAGAGCAGGAGAAGUCCUCCUCGUCCCGGGACGAGGCUUUGCGAGCAAUUGAAAAUUUGACAGGGGAUGAACCUGCAGAAAGUCGUGAGGAAAAUUACGAUAGCAUUCUGGCCCACGGAGAGGACCCACCUGCUGGAUCCCUUCUGGGAAGAACAUCAAGCGAGGAGGAAAUCAUGACAGGUCGUGGAACUCCGAAACCAAAUAGUACAGCUGCAUCGUCCUCUGCCAGGAACAAGCAGGGGGGAGGGCGUGGUCGCUCGGCUGAGAUGAAUACAGGAGUAGUCGCUGUUACCUCAACGGCCACUAAGGAGCUGAAGUCCACCGCUCAGAUCCUGCACGGCCAAAAGUUGCGUCAGCAGCACAAUUGUACCGGAAAUUAUGGGAUGAAUUUGAUGAACAAAGCGCCGGCGCCAGUGAAGAUAGCGUCCUCUACAGCUGUGUCGGGUUCCUCCUGGAGAAAUGGGGGCACAGCUGCUGCUGACCAACCAAGCGAAGGAGAAGAGAGAGCUGGACCACCGGCCGCUGUAUCUCCUGGGCCGAAAACACGAAUGGACAGUGGGUCCUCCUCUUCCCCGCCUGCCUGCAGUGAUCAUGAGAAUUAUGUUGAUUUCGGGAACAAGAAGUUUCCUUGCACUUCUGCCUCCCGUUCUACUACGAGCGCGCAGUACAACAAGAUAUUGAACAACUUUCAUCAAAACCGGGGGACCACCACUGCGCGAAGAACGCGACCAAACCAUAACCACGCAGGCAAGAACUGCUCCUUCACCAAAAAUGACACACAAGCACACGACGACCUCCACCCCGGCGCGGGGACGACCCUGAACUACUCCAGCCGGCCGCGCUCAAGUCCGCCGAUGGGGAAGAACAGACUGGUCGUCGAUUCCGUGCACCUGCCGCCGGAUCUGAAAAUUCCCAAGAAGGGGUAUUUCAAGUUGAAAAAGUUCCAGGACUUCCUCACCACGCCCACGACCAAGCACCGGCAAAAGCAACUGACAAAGCGGUACCGCGAGCAGGUGGUGCGCCGAAGGAGGUUCGAGGAAAGGUUGAAAUUGCAGUUCCGGAAAGUUUUUGGGGACGACUAUGACUCGUCCAAAUUCUUUCCCACAGCUCGCGAGCUGUUGCAGCAGGAAGAGUAUGGGGAUCUGGAAAAUUGGGCGUCCGCUGAAAAAGAGCUCUACGGCAGACACGAGCAUCGGCACGAACACAAACAUUUAUGCAUUUUUGCAAACAUUAUGUCCUCUGCGUCUGGAAUAAACUUGUAAUGCGGGGGGUUGGAUGAAUAGGAGGACAUCUCAAUCGACGGCCAAUCAUAACAAAUUUUUGAGUUGCUACGUUGUUGCUGAUUCUGCAUGGAGAACUGCUUUUCUGCGUGACAGAAAAAAGGAGCGUUGGGGUCGUAACAUGCAGGACAGACUCGUCACUAAUCAUCGUGGCCGAGCAUGACAAACCUCGGAGUUGUCAUCUUCCAGACCCAGAUAUGUUUGCAUUUGAGAAAUUUUCUACGUCAACGACGGAAGAAUGGCCGGUGCUGGGGGAAAGAGCAGGGGCAUGACAAUGCUCGGGGGGCAAGGACAAGGUUAAAUAAUGGUACGACCAGCACGUCCCAGUUAGACUUGUGUAUGAUCCCUAUCCGCAGGUAGGAGUACUAGCAAUGGAAAGUAAGGAGAGGAAUAGCAGGGACUACUACAGGUCUCCUGUUGCAUGAAGAUCGCCGAAGGUACACUUCAGUAGGUACACGGAAGCGAGAGCAUAGUACUUAUGAAUUUUUUAGUAGAAGGUACUAAAGCAAAAAGUUGUUUGUAGUGGAUCAAGAGAACAACAAACAAGCACGCAUAUAAUACGAAGCGAAAAACAAGUGAGCUGUCAUCUGCCAUCAGUUAAUAUCAAAAGCAUAAUGCUCUACUCGAGUACAAUCCGUUUGUAAAAAAUGCAGGUAGAAACAAGUAACCGACUCGGCUUAAAUUGAGAAACUACAGCGCCUAAAAAAUUUUACAGCUAGCAGCUACGUGAAGAUGAAAUAACAAAAAGCUAUCGGGUCUGAUUUUCAAAAGAAUUGAGCUGUCCAUGUAGAAUAUGAUGUGUUUCAAGUUCAACAAUUAUCGAACCCGGAAGGAGCAAUGAACUCUGCGAUAAAAAUUGCACACUACACUUUUGGCAAUAUUAAACUUGGCUCUACCUCCGAGGAAACAUCAAUCUCCGAGGAAUAAGCAGAGGCCCCUGCUAGAGCUAGAGGGCAUUGCCUCC